AUGGAUGCCCGCGAGGAUAGAGAUGUUCAACAGCAACAGAAAGCACGAGCAGAUGAGUGGAAGUUAGAACAGGGUUUCGCACCUCGGGAUGGCGGAAUUGGCGAUAAAGACAUCGACACCUUUCUUACCAUUGAAAGCAGAUUUCCAGAUGGCAAGAGAAACGGCAUCGACCCAAACGUCGCGUUUGCGGAAGAAAAAGAAGGCUGGAAAGGCUACAUCGAAUGGGAGAAGUAUCCCGAGAAGAGAGCACAAGCAGCCUCCAUUCUCGCGAACUUCAAGUUCCCACCACCUCCAGAAUUCCAAUUGGCGCCUGUUCCAGAUACCAAUCCUGUGCUUGAAGGUAUCAGGUGGAAAUUAUGGCAUAAGGCUGUGGGAGGCACGCUUACGGAUGUUCCGGAGUUGAGUUGGAAGGUGGUGUUGAAGGAGAAACAUCCGGAUAUGUUGCAUUUGUUACAAUUCCCUUAUAAUGGAGAGUCGCCAAAACGUCUAACAACUGCUGAACCGAUCACACCUAAUCCGCUCCACUUUGUCCGUAAUCACGGCGGUAUCCCAGAUAUUGAUCCUGAAAAGUAUACUCUAGAACUCGAUGGUCUGGUCAAGAAUCCACAGACUUUGACACUGGCGGAUUUGAAGAAUGAAGAGCUGUUCCCUCGCCAAUCUAAUCUGGUUACUAUUCAAUGCAGUGGUACCCGUCGAAUUGAACAGAUUUCAGAGUACGCGGGUGAGGGUGAUGAGAUGAUCAAUGCGCCUUGGGCUGAGGGUGCCAUUGGUACUGCAAAAUGGACUGGUGUUAGUCUGAAGAAAGUGAUCAAGCACUGUGGGGGUCUUGUAGAUGGGGCGAAGCAUCUGGAAUUUUAUGGUGCGGAAACGUAUUUCAAGCAUAACGAAGUUCAAAACUACGUCGUCUCAGUCCCAUGGUCAAAGGUCAAGCUAAACGAAGUCUUACUCGCUUGGGAAAUGAACGACGAACCCCUCCCCAAAAUCCACGGCUUCCCUCUCCGCGUAGUCGUCUUCGGCUACAUUGGCGCACGCUCAGUAAAAUGGCUCUACCGCAUCAAAGCCAUCCAAAAGCCCUCUCGCGCCCCCGUCCAAUCCAAAGAAUACCUCUACUUCAACGGGCAAGUCGGCAAGCACAACCAGACCCUCACCCAGGGCAUCCAAAUCCAGGAAAUGCCCGUCAGCAGCGCCAUCAUGUCACCCUGGCAAAAAGACGUCGUCAUCCACGACGGCAAGAUAACCGUCAAAGGCUGGGCCUACUCGGGCGGCGGUCGCUGGCCCGAACGCGUCGAGGUCUCUCCGGACGGCGGCUUCCUCUGGUAUCCUGUGCCCGUCGACAACAUGUCCAAGAAACACAAAUUCGCAUGGCGGACCUGGGAGGUGGAGAUCCCCGUCGACGCGGAGGGCUGGACGGAACUCGUGUGUCGCUGCUGGGACAACUCGCUGAACACGCAGCCGACGUUUGUGCGGAGCGCGUGGAAUUGGGGGUUGCAUGUCACGUCCAGCUGUCAUCAUGUCAAGAUUUAUUCAGUCAAUACGAGUAAACCGCUUACGAAGAUGCGGAUGCAGGAGUUUAAGGAUAAGGGAGUUCCGUUUGAACCGCUUACGAGACCGACGGAGUUUGCGACGCAGAGUAUGGAGGAGUAUGAGAAUUUCUGGGCGACGCAUGAUCCAAGGGAUGUGGAUGAUUAG
This is a messenger RNA of Glarea lozoyensis ATCC 20868, 1689 nucleotides long. RefSeq names its product Oxidoreductase molybdopterin-binding protein. Bases 1 to 1689 code for a protein of 562 amino acids. Gene Ontology annotation, molecular function: molybdenum ion binding; oxidoreductase activity. The record is from RefSeq and is a predicted model, not a curated record. The transcript is spliced from 4 exons. Gene Ontology annotation, cellular component: mitochondrion. Lineage: Eukaryota; Fungi; Ascomycota; Leotiomycetes; Helotiales; Helotiaceae.